AUGGUCACUACACACGAAGCGCAACCAGCUGCUCUCAGUGGCUCCUCACGCCGCCGGCCACUGCAACCCACGGGAGUCCUCGAUGGAGUCGAUCACAUCGACCUGACUCCGGUGAUCGGCCGCGAGUUCCCGACAGCCAAGUUGGUAGGUUGGAUCAAUGCCACGAACGCGGAUGAGCUGCUGAGGGAGCUCGCAUACACCAUCUCCUCCCGAGGCGUCGUAUUCUUCCGCGCACAAGACCAGCUGACCAACGACCUCCAAAAGCAGCUGAUGCAACGUCUUGGAGAGCUGUCUGGGAAGCCUGCUGACUCGGGGUUACAUAUCCACCCGGUACUCAACACGUCCAGCGACGUCUCGCAGGACCGUGACCCGGACCAGGAGAUCUCCACAAUCUCUUCCAGCUUCAUCCGUCAGCUGGGCUCGUGGCGCGGCCACGAGGCAGGCCUCAGCGACAAAAAGCAGACGAGUACGGGCCAAUGGCACUCUGAUAUUGGCUAUGAAGUCGUGCCCGCUGACUACACCAGCCUGCGGCUGGUGCAAUUGCCCAAGACGGGAGGUGACACGGUAUGGGCAUCCGGUUACGAGAUCUAUGAUCGGAUCUCGUCCGCGUAUCAGCAGUUUCUCGAAAGCCUCACGGCGACCUUCAGUCGGCCGGAUUUUCUCGCUGCCGUCACCAGCCACGGGUACAAACUGUUCACGCAGCCGCGCGGGUCUCCACUGAACGUCGGGGGUUCGCUGACGGCGGUGCACCCGGUCGUGCGCACGAACCCGGUGACAGGCUGGAAGAGUUUGUAUCCCGUGGGCCAGAAUGUACGAUUCAUCAAUGGCCUCACGGCGGAGGAGAGUGAGGGCUUACUGCAGUGGUUCAAGGCGUUGCUGCUGCACAAUCACGACCUGCAAGUGCGCUUUCGCUGGCAGAAUGUUAAUGACAUGGCCAUCUGGGACAAUCGCUGCACUUUUCACACCGCAACGUACGAUUUUGAUGGGCUUGGAGAACGUAGUGGCAAUCGGGCCGUUGGCAUCGGGGAGAAGCCAUACUUGGAUCCAACGUCCAAGUCGCGCAGAGAAGCGCUUGCAGGUGAGGAGAUCGGGAAUCCGUUCAAAGAUGGUCAGGACCCGGGCGGACUUGGGGCAAAAGUGGGAGUUUAA
Molecule: messenger RNA, 1149 nt
Organism: Fulvia fulva
Lineage: Eukaryota; Fungi; Ascomycota; Dothideomycetes; Mycosphaerellales; Mycosphaerellaceae
Product: Alpha-ketoglutarate-dependent dioxygenase
Exons: 2
Coding region: 1-1149 (382 amino acids)
Cellular component (GO): cytoplasm
Molecular function (GO): 2-oxoglutarate-dependent dioxygenase activity
Source: RefSeq, a predicted model, not a curated record